CCCACUGAGCUCAGGGAUGUGGAUGUGAGGUGGGCAAGGAAGGCAGAUGGCGACAAGGAACAGCCUUAAUCCCAUGCCUACAGGUGCGGCUCAGGGUGACCCUGGAGAGGCAGGAGCACUGCCCGGCUCUGAUGCUGGCAUCCGGGACACAGAUUCAGCCACCCAGCUGAAGGUGAAGCCCAAGAAGGUGCGUAAGAUCAAGGCACUCAUCAUCGACCUGGGCUCCCAGUACUGUAAGUGUGGCUAUGGGGGCGAGCCGAGACCCACCUACUUUAUCUCCUCCACUGUGGGCAAGCGCUGCCCUGAGGCAGCCCACGCUGGUGACACCAGCAAGGAGACCUACGUAGGCCAUGAGCUGCUCAACCCAGAGGUGCCACUCAAACUGGUUAACCCACUCAAGCAUGGCGUCGUGGUGGACUGGGACUGUGUCCAGAACAUCUGGGAGUACAUCUUCCACACAGCCAUGAAGAUCCUUCCCGAGGAGCAUGCUGUGCUGGUCUCCGACCCUCCGUUCAGCCCCUUCAGCAACCGAGAGAAGUAUGCGGAACUCAUGUUCGAGACCUUCAGCAUCCCUGCCAUGCAUGUGACGUCCCAGUCGCUGCUGUCCAUCUACUCCUACGGGAAGACCUCGGGGCUGGUGGUGGAGAGCGGACACGGUGUCUCUCACGUUGUGCCCAUCUCGGAAGGCAGCGUUGUGCCUGGCCUGACGAUGCGCACUGACUAUGCAGGGAGCGACCUCACCAACUACCUGAUGCAGCUGCUCAACGAGGCGGGCCACAAGUUCACGGAUGACCACCUGCACAUCAUCGAGCACAUCAAGAAGAAGUGCUGCUAUGCGGCCCUCAUUCCGGAUGAGGAGGUCAGCCUGCCCCUGGAGGAACUGCGUGUGGACUACGAACUCCCCGACGGCAAGCUCAUCACCAUUGGCCAGGAGCGCUUCCGGUGCUCUGAGAUGCUCUUCGAUCCCACCCUGGUGGGCUGCAGCCAGCAGGGCCUCCCUGCACUCACGGCUGCCUGCCUGAGUCACUGCCAGGAGGCAGGGUUGAAGGAGGAGAUGGCUGCCAACGUCCUGCUGUGUGGGGGCUGCACCAUGCUAGAUGGUUUCCCUAAGCGCUUCCAGAGGGAGCUUUGUCUCCUCUGUCCUGGUGACAGCCCCAUUGUGGCUGCUGCUCCUGAGAGGAAGACCUCCGUGUGGACUGGUGGCUCUAUCCUGGCCUCCCUCCAGGCCUUCCAGCAGCUCUGGGUCAGCAAGGAAGAGUUCCAGGAGCGAGGCAGUGUCGCCAUUUACAACAAGUGCUGA
Molecule: messenger RNA, 1300 nt
Organism: Orycteropus afer afer
Lineage: Eukaryota; Metazoa; Chordata; Mammalia; Tubulidentata; Orycteropodidae
Gene: ACTL7B
Product: actin like 7B
Cellular component (GO): nucleus; cytoplasm
Source: RefSeq, a predicted model, not a curated record